ACGAUUACCGUCUGGCCUUUUAACGCUGACUGGCUGAUCCUAACCCAGAAAAUGCAUUUCAAUCACCACUUUUUUUUAUAUUUUUUUCCGUUAAAUAAAAAAGAGAGAGAGAGAGGAGAAAAAAUAAAAAAGGAUUUUUCUAAAUACAGAGGUCAAAGGGUUUCAUUGAGAUUGAGAAUUGUCAAAAAAUAAAAAAUAAAAAUAAAAAUAAAAAGGGAAAAAAAAGUGGAAGAAAGCGGAUCCGUAUCGAUCAUGUGGUUAAGCCAUGGUUUUCUCGCCCUAGCUUCCGGUAACACUGCCCUUCUCUCGAGGCGCGGCUCAGCCGUUAGCCGGUCGGAAGCCACCUCUCUACGCUACCUUUGAAGCUUCUGCAAAUCCACCGCUAAUGGCGGCUCCCAGGAAUCUGGCACUCAAAGACGAAGAGAAGGCGGAGAUGAACAAUCCGGCGGCCAAGAAGCUGAAAUCUGAGAGAUAUCCUUUCUCCCGGUGGGGAUUGAUGGUGGCUCUAGGCAGUUUUUUGGUCUACUCCGCCGCUCUCUUCUGCAUUUACCGUACAAUGCCGGCCGCCGAUUUCAAAAACAUUAAGCUGCCACGUUCCCUCGCCGAUCUUCGAAUGCUCAAAGAUAAUCUUGGAAGCUACGCCAAGGAUCAUCCUGCACAGUUCAUCCUGGGUUAUUGUUCCACCUACAUAUUUAUGCAAACUUUUAUGAUACCUGGAACAGUUUUCUUGUCAUUGUUGGGUGGAGCUCUUUUUGGAGUUGUUAGAGGCCUUAUAUUAGUCGUUUUCAAUGCUACGGCAGGAGCUACUGCUUGUUUUUUUCUCUCCAAAUUAAUCGGUAGACCUUUAGUUUCUUGGAUGUGGCCUGAAAAAUUGAAACUUUUCCAGUCUCAGAUUGCAAGGCAAAGAGAGAAGCUCCUUAAUUACUUGAUUUUUCUCAGGAUAACACCAACACUACCUAACAUUUUCAUAAACUUGGCAUCCCCCAUUGUCGAUAUACCAUUUCAUGUUUUCCUUUUGGCUACGCUCCUUGGUCUUGUUCCUUCAUCAUAUAUCAUGGUCACGGCUGGUCUUGCUCUUGGGGAUCUCAAAUCCAUCAAGGAUUUAUACGAUUACAAAACCUUGACUGUACUUUUCUUCAUCGGUUCUUUGACCGUUCUUCCCACUAUUCUAAAGCGAAAGCGAACCUACGAAUGAAGAUUCUACAUACAGGAAUUUUUACCAAUUGUAGUUCUAUGACCAUAAGUUAUCUGAAGAACUACAGAGUAUUGGAACGAAAGAAUGGAGAAUCUAAGUCAAGUUAUGGCAGUUAUGUGAGCUUCACAAGUACAAAGUAUCAAAGAUUUUCCCCUACUCAAAAGGAUCCAUCAUAGUGUUCUGUGUUUAUUUACUGAAUCAUCUCUAAAGCUAAUUCUUUUACACUAUGAUCUCAUUCUAGAGCAUAGUAUUAUUUUUUCAUUAAAGAAAAGACAUGUACCAGUGGCUAAAUGCCUAGCAAUGAUAAGUUUUGAUGCAGGAUUCGCAUCUCAUGA
Messenger RNA from Benincasa hispida (wax gourd), 1530 nucleotides. RefSeq names its product putative membrane protein At4g09580. Gene Ontology annotation, cellular component: endoplasmic reticulum. The record is from RefSeq and is a predicted model, not a curated record. Gene Ontology annotation, biological process: autophagosome assembly. Lineage: Eukaryota; Viridiplantae; Streptophyta; Magnoliopsida; Cucurbitales; Cucurbitaceae.